Pelodiscus sinensis (Chinese soft-shelled turtle) is the source of this 884-nucleotide messenger RNA. The record is from RefSeq and is a predicted model, not a curated record. Lineage: Eukaryota; Metazoa; Chordata; Testudines; Trionychidae.
GAGUUCAACAGACAAAGGGUUUUUGAUGUAAAACAGCUGGGUUUAAACGGACUCAGACCUUCUUUGAGAUCCAACAAAAUCAUCAGGGCCAUCUGUUAUUGGGAGAGGGUGUGCAACCCUUGUGGAAGGGUUGGAAAGACUUUGGGCUAUUCAGCUCCAUAAGACUGCUGGGAAACCUGCAAAAGGAUGCAGCACUGCCCCUAAAACAGCACUUGAACUGAAGCCCAUCAGUCGUGCCUCCCAUUCAAAUCCUUCCCAGGUCACUGAGUUGAGAAUAAUGAUGCCUUUGGGACACUUAGCCAAAGGUGCCAGCCUGGAGAACCUUCUUGAAACCUGCCUUCAGUCUUUUGAUUCAGAGGGAAACCUGUGUCAAAACAAUCAGCUGCUACAGAUAACACUGACCAUGCACAGAAUUAUCAUCCCUUCUGAAGAUGUACUCCGAAAACUAAUUGGUCUAUAUCUGGAUGCUUUAGAAAAGAAAUCAUCCGUGCUUUGUGUAAAGAUAUGCUAUUUCAUCAGGUAUUGGAUAACAGAGUUCUGGAUCAUGUUCAAAAUGGAUUCUAGUCUAACUAAAACCAUGGAGGAAUUUCAGAAAUUGGUGAGAGUUAAUGGUGAGGAGUUACACUGUCAUCUAAUUGACACAACUCAAAUGUGAGUGUCAACGUUUUAAUAUGUUUGGAAAACAAAACAAUAUUGCCAUCUCACAUCCCUAAAAUGAUAGCAAUCAAUCUCCAACAUCUAGACAAGGAAUAUUUCCAUGUGCCCUAUAUUAACAAUGUACAAAAAAAAUCUGUUUACUAAGGGUGAUGUUUACCUUGUGCAGAGAUCCAGCAUGUGAUAAUUUAAGUCCCAUUAGUGCUCUCAAAAUAUGUCUUAAGUUUAAC